Molecule: messenger RNA, 2541 nt
Organism: Hevea brasiliensis (rubber tree)
Lineage: Eukaryota; Viridiplantae; Streptophyta; Magnoliopsida; Malpighiales; Euphorbiaceae
Product: receptor-like protein 34
Exons: 6
Coding region: 1-2541 (846 amino acids)
Molecular function (GO): protein binding
Source: RefSeq, a predicted model, not a curated record
AUGAUGAUGAGAGCUCUGCUUUGUUGCAAUUCAAAGAAAGCUUUAUCAUCCUUGAUUGUUGUUAUCCAGAGGUUGAAUCUUGGAAACUUGUCAAAGAAGAAAGAGCUCUACAAGCGUAGUUUCAAAGAUCUAGUUCAACACUUACCUAAUUUGAAAGUACUACACCUCUCAUCCAUGAACAUUUCUUCAAGGGUACCUGAACUCGUGACAAAAUUUUCACAUUUAGAGUCUCUCCGUCUCAAUGAUUGUGGAUUGCAAGGUGAAUUCCCAGUUGGCAUUUUUCAGCUUCCAAACCUAAAGAUGCUUGAUCUAAACCACAACCGAGAUCUCAAAGGUUUUUUGCCCCCUUUACAAUCAAAGAGUCCCCCUAAAUCAUUGAUGCUUUCUCAAACGAAUUUUGUUGGAGAGUUACCUUCCUCCUUUUUGGUUUUAGAAGUAUGGCCGCCUGUUUUAGUAGGUGGAAAAGCUUAUAAAGAAGUUUUAGUUUCUUGUGUUUUUUUUUAUCUUCUUUCAAAUACCAACACAAAUGCUAGCAUUCCAAUUUUCCGAGUGCUAGGAUUAGCCUUCUGCAAUCUAAUUGAGUUUCCCAAAUUCUUGCACAACCAAGAUCAGUUGCUUUUUCUAGACCUCUCUUCCACCAACAUACAGGGCAAAAUUCCUUCAUGGACGUGUAGCAUAAGUAAAUAUUCCUUGGACUAUUUGAACCUUUCUCAUAACCUUUUAACUGGUUUUGAAAAUGAUCCAGCUGUUUUUCAAUGGGCUCAAAUACGCAUAUUAGACCUCAGGUCUACUAGGUUCCAUGGAUCUCUCCCACUUCCUCCAUCAUCUACCUCUUCCUGCCUAAUUUCACACGACAAAUUGGUAGGUGAAGUUUCAGCAUUGCUAUGCAAAUCAAGUUCUCUUGAAACUCUGGAUUUAUCCUUCAACAAUUUGAUUGGCAGUCUUCCCCAUCGUUUGGGCAAUUUUAGUGAUUCCCUAUCAUUGUUGGAUCUAAGAAGAAACCGCUUCAAUGGAAGUAUUCCUUCAACAUGGAGAACUGGAUGCAAAUUGAAAAUGAUUAGCAUCGGUUAUAAUCAAUUACAAGGGCGACUACCAAGAUCUUUAGACAAGUGUUCAUCGUUAGAAUUGAUUGAUUUUGGUAACAGCCAUAUAAUUGGUAGCUUUCCUUCUUGGUUAAGAAAUCCUGAAGACGUGAGAAUUCCCAUUCUACGAUCCAACGGUUUUUAUGGUAUGAUAGGCAAAACACAAACCAAAGGAUUCUCAAACCUUCGAAUCAUUGACUUAUCUUAUAAUAGUUUUACUGGAAAGUUGCCAUCAACAUACUUUGAGAUAUGGGAUACCAUGAAAGUCAUAAAUGCAAGCCACAUGAAAUAUAUGGGAGAUAGCAUGAGGCCAAACUGGUAUUAUCCCUUUACAUAUUAUGGCCAAUAUGAUUACUCAAUGAUUAUGUAUAACAAAGGAUUGGAAUUGGAAUAUAGAAAGAUCCCAUACAUUUUAAAUGCCAUUGAUUUCUCUUACAACAAAUUUGAAGGGGAGAUACCAGAUAUCAUUGGGAAUCUUCAAGGGCUUUAUUUGCUUUACCUUUCCAACAACUUUUUGAAUGGUCAUAUACCAUCAUCUUUAGCAAAUUUGAAAACAUUAGAAUGCUUGGACUUGUCAAGGAACAUGCUCUUAGGAAAGUUACCUCCUGAGCUAACUACGCUCACGUCCGUUUCUUCUUUUAAUGUUUCUUAUAAUCAACUUGAAGGACCCAUUCCACGAGGGAACCAAUUUGAUACUUUUGAGAGCAAUCAACAUGAGGGAAAUAGGGGCUUAUGUGGAGUUCCAUUGAAGAAGAAAUGUGAAAAUUUUGAGGCAUCACCACGAGAGCGUUCAAAUAUUGUGGAAGAUGAUGACGCAGGUUGUAUAUUUAAUGAGAACUUUUGGAAGUGGAUGAUAGUUUUGAUGGGUUAUGGAAGUAGACUCAUAUUUGGUUUGGCAGCAGGAAAUUUGACACAGCUGAAAGCCAUAGAGAUUGCAGCUUCAUACACUUCCUUGUCUAUUGAGAUAGGAUAUUUUGGGAGCUCUAUGGAACGACCGAAGAGCUUCAUGACAAACUCACUGACUAUGAUGCCUUCCUCGAGCGAAAAUCCUAUACUGAUGGCCUCAGUCACAGCCAAUUAUACUCGACGCAAUAAUCAGUCAAAAGAUUUCUCUAAUCAUCAAAUCCAUGGUAACAGCAACAAAAAGCAAAAUAAAAAAUGGUUAUUCUCAUAUCGCUCACGUGGGAAUCAGAAUCGCUCAUAUCGACCUCGAAAUGGUUAUUCUCAUUCCAAUAAUCAGAUUCAAUGCCAACUUUGUGAUCGUUACGGCCAUUCUGCUAAAACUAGUUUCAAGGGAAAACCAGGCUCCAAUUCAAAUCUUAUGGCCAAUGUGUCCACUGCAUCAUCCAUGAACAAUUCACGGCAGUGGUUGAUGGACUCGGCUGCCUCCCAUCGUGUCACAAGCGAGCUAGGCAAUCUUGCUAUUCAUUCAGAUUAUGAAGUCCAGAUGAAAUAUUAA